AGCACAGCAAUGAGCAACUUCAGGUUCACUGAGCUGAGUGGAUUCCACUCGCUGUGCCCUCGGAGUCCGCUGCUUGAAUCUCCCGCCCAGUCUCAAAACAUACAGCUGAGUAACAGCAAGCUGCCCGCCUUUGAAGAGUAGCACGCAGAGAGAGUCAAAGAAGACCUCAAAUUCUGGAGAAAAAUGACCUUUCAAGGAAUACAAAGUAUACUUCCUGCCGCAUGUUUUUUGUCUUACUAACUUCUGAUGACUGAAACAUAUGGUCCUGGGCCUGCAGAAAGUCCAUUGAUUAUCAAACUCCUCAUCAUGCAUCAACUGUUCAGACUGGUCUUAGGACAAAAAGAUCUUUCACGAGCUGGGGACCUCUUCUCCUUAGAUGACUCCGAGAUUGAAGACAGCCUGACAGAAGCUUUGGAGCAAAUUAAAAUAAUUAGCUCAUCUUCGGAUUACCAGACCAAUAACAAUGACCAAGCUGUGGUUGAAAUCUGUAUCACGCGAAUCACAACAGCCAUCAGAGAGACGGAGUCAAUUGAAAAACAUGCCAAGGCCCUUGUGGGGCUCUGGGAUUCCUGCCUGGAGCACAACCUGAGACCCUCUGGGAAAGAUGAAGACACUCCCCAUGCAAAAAUUGCUUCUGAUAUCAUGAGUUGCAUUUUACAGAAUUACAACCGACCCCCUGUGAUGGCAUUAGCCAUCCCCAUAGCAGUGAAAUUCCUCCACAGAAGCAACAAGGAACUGUGCAGGAAUAUGUCCAACUACCUGUCCCUGGCUGCGAUCACCAAGGCAGAUCUCCUGGCUGAUCACACAGACGUUAUAGUAAAGAGCAUACUCCAAGGCAACGCCAUGUUGUUGAGGGUGUUGCCCGCUGUGUAUGAAAAGCAGCCUCAGCCAAUCAACAGACACCUGACAGAACUCCUGGCCUUGAUGUCUCAGCUAGAACAACCAGAACAGUACCAUCUUCUCCGGCUUUUGCAUGUAGCUGUGAAGAGAAAGCAACCAGAGGUGGCUCAGAAGUGUAUUCCUUUCCUAAUCGGGCAUUUGAAAGACUCAACCCAUAAUGAUGUCAUCCUAAACAUCCUCACAGAGAUAGCAGGCUAUGAACCUGUGGCUUUGAACAGUUUUCUUCCAAUGCUGAAAGAGAUUGGUGAGAGAUUCCCCUACCUCAUCGGACAAAUGGCAAGAAUCUAUGGAGCUGUGGGGCAUGUGGAUGAAGAGAGAGCCAGGAGCUGCCUGCCAUUCCUGGUGAGUCAGUUGGCCAACAUGGAACAUUCAUUUCAUCAUAUUCUCCUGCUGGAGAUUAAGAGCAUCACUGACGCUUUCUCCUCCAUCCUGGGCCCUCAGAGCAGAGAUAUUUUCCGCAUGAGCAACAGCUUCACCACCAUUGCCAAGCUCCUUACCCAACAACUGGAAACUGCCAAGGCCAGAAGCAGCAGGAAAAAACCAAGCACUGAGUUUGAAAUCCCUGAGAAGCUGGAAGAAAUUAAGCUCACAUUGACUGAAAAUGAAGACCAUGAAAAGCUACAAGUUAAAAUACAGGCUUUUGAAGACAAAAUAAAUGCUGAGAGCAAUACUCCUAGCUCUAUCAGAAGAUAUAGUUUGGGCCAAUUUUCUAAGGAAGAAAGAAAAGACAUUAGAUUUAGCAGGUCAAAGAGUUUGGCUUUGCACACUGUGCUAACAAAGAGCAUGAGUUCAGAUGAUGGGGAAGUUGUAGAGAGUGAAGAUAUGCCAGCCAGCACCUUUCUUUCAGAAACAGACCCACUUAGCCAAGGAAAUGACAAGUUGCCCUUUAAGGCAAACUUUGACAGAUCACAGCUGGGAAGUUCUUCAGUUUCACACCCAAGUAUUAUACAUACAGAAUCAGAGUAUUUGCCAGAAACAGUUAAAGCAAACUGCCAGGAAGAAACUCCAGAAACUACUGCAAGUCCUGUAGAAUACCAAGAUAAGCUCUACUUGCACUUAAAAGAAAACUUCAGUAAAGUAAAAGCAUAUGCUGUGGAAAUCGGAAAGAAGAUUCCGGUCCCUGAUCAGUGUACCAUUGAAGAUUCUGUUAGAAGUUGCGUAGCAAAGUUGUUCUUUACCUGCUCCCUGAAGGGUCAUUACUGCCUCUACAGUAAAUCCAGUUUUAUUCUCAUCAGCCAAGAACCUCAGCCGUGGAUCCAGAUCAUGUUCCUCUUUCAGCAGAGCCUGUUUCCUGAGCCCCUAUCCAUACAAAGUCAUUCUGUGCAAUUUCUCAGAGCUCUGUGGGAUAAGACCCAGGCAGAGGGUGCUCACAGCUUUGAAACAGCCAUGAUGGAGUCCACAUUUCCACAGCAGAAGGAUCUGGACCAGGUACAGCUCCAUCUGGAAGAAGUGAGAUUCUUUGAUGUAUUUGGCUUCAGCGAAGCAGCAGGAGCGUGGCAAUGCUUCAUGUGCAACAAUCCUGAGAAAGCGACCGUUGUAAAUCAAGAUGGCCAGCCUCUCAUAGAAGGAAAACUUAAAGAGAAGCAAGUCAGAUGGAAGUUCAUCAAAAGGUGGAAAACUCGUUAUUUUACACUGGCUGGAAAUCAACUUCUGUUUCAAAAAGGAAAGUCUAAAGAUGAUCCUGAUGACUCUCCAAUAGAACUCAGCAAAGUACAGAGUGUGAAAGUUGUGGCCAGAAAACGCAGGGACCGCUCCCUCCCUCGAGCUUUUGAAAUCUUCACAGACAAUAAAACCUAUGUUUUCAAGGCCAAGGAUGAGAAGAAUGCAGAAGAGUGGCUCCAGUGUAUCAAUGUGGCAGUUGCCCAAGCAAAAGAGAGGGAAAGUAGAGAAGUAACCACAUAUCUGUAGGGAUUUGCAAGCCGACCUCACACUGACUGUAUACAAUGGGCAUUGCAUUAUCAUUGCCAAUGUCAAGAAAAAGAGAUAAAUUCACCAAGUCACGUUGUGUUUUUCUAAGUACCAGUGGAACUGUUUUCCCUAAGAAGCAGGACCUAAAAGUGGCACGAUUUUUAUGCAUUUCAUAUUCUAAUGGCACCUCGUUAACUCCAGAACAUCUGUGUGAUUCAUACAGGAAAAGGAGCUACAGAAGGUAUGGGGCAGAAAGGGGAGAGUGAAGGAUCUAGGAACCUCUGUAGAUAUGCCAUUGUAUGUUGUAAGAACACAACUUUACAAGAUACCUGAAAUACCUAUCCUGAGUUAAGAUUAAGCACUUCUGAUGAAAACCACAGUCUGCCAAAAGUAUUAGAAGAAAAAAAAAAAGCCCUAUUGGGAAAAGUCAAAAUUAUUGACCCUGAGGGAAAACAUAUAACUGACUUACAUAGACAUACAACUGUCUUUUUUCUCUCUAAUGCAAAUGAGGCGAACACAUGGUAAAAUGGUUCUCAAGUGAAGACAGUUAUAUAAUUAAAUGUCUGUCUUUCAGAACAACUUCUCUGAUUAUUCCAUUUAGGUUCAUAUAAUAUGAUCUAAAGUGUAGGUUCUUGACUAUAUCUCCUGCCCAAGGCAGUAAGUGUAAGCUAGGAUAAACAUAGAAACCAUUUUCACCAUCUUCAAAAUAUGGGCCAUUUCCAUUAAACUUUGAGAUGUUAAAGUUCUAUACCUUUCUUCUUUAUAUUCAAUCUUUUAAUAUCUCAAAAUUACAUUUAAUGGAUUUUCCCAUAACUCAUAUUUUUUAAAAAAAUUAAGCGGUGGCAGGCAGAAUUACAGAAUGAUUCCCAAUGGCCUACACCCGGACCCUCCCCUUGAGUGUGGUGGGACUUAUAAUUUGCUUCUAACUAAUAGAAUAAGGCAGAAAGAAUAGGAUAGUCUCUUCCAUGAUUAUGUUACAUUACAUGGCAAAAGUGAAGAGAUUUCUGGUUCUUAAUCAGGUGACUUUGAGCAAGUCAAAAGGGGGAUAUGACCCUGGGUGGGCCUGACCUCAUCAGAUAAGCCCUUUAAAAAAGAGUGAACAAGUCAGAGACUCUCUCUUCCAUUGGCCUUGAAUAAGUAAGCUGCCACGAGUUCUAUAGCUUCAAGGGAAUGAAUUUUGCCAACAACCAGCGAGCUUGGAAGAGGAUCCCAGCCCCAGCCAACACCUUGAUUGCACCUUUGCGAAACCCUGGGCAGAGGACCCAGCUAAGCUGUGCUUGGACGUCUGACCUAGGGGAACUUUGAGAUAAUAAAUACAUGCUGUUUAAAGCUGCCACAUGUGUGAAAGUUUGUUCCGUAGCAAUAGAUAAUACAAACACUAACUUGGUAUACAUAUAAAGGGUCAUUUUUUCUUUAAAAUUUAUUGAC
Molecule: messenger RNA, 4236 nt
Organism: Mirounga angustirostris (Northern elephant seal)
Lineage: Eukaryota; Metazoa; Chordata; Mammalia; Carnivora; Phocidae
Gene: VEPH1
Product: ventricular zone expressed PH domain containing 1
Exons: 14
Coding region: 247-2808 (853 amino acids)
Biological process (GO): regulation of signal transduction
Cellular component (GO): plasma membrane
Molecular function (GO): phosphatidylinositol-5-phosphate binding
Source: RefSeq, a predicted model, not a curated record